This is a messenger RNA of Ostrea edulis (European flat oyster), 2499 nucleotides long. Its product is annotated as zinc finger protein 862-like. Lineage: Eukaryota; Metazoa; Mollusca; Bivalvia; Ostreida; Ostreidae. The coding region runs from base 657 to 1745 and encodes 362 amino acids. The transcript is spliced from 3 exons. The record is from RefSeq and is a predicted model, not a curated record.
UUCUUUUUAUAUAAAUAUCUAUAUGUAUAGAUUGUAUAUUUUUAUAAUAUAUUUUUUCUAAACUGGUCGUACAAAUUUGCUUUAAAGUAUCUAACCUCCUAUAAUUACAAGCUUGAAAAGAUUUGCAUGCACCCCCCCCCCCAAAAAAAACAGCGAUAAGAUUAUUAGUAUAUAUAAAUAGGAAAUCUGCUGUAGGCCUCUACAAAUACUCCUGCGCGCGAGGGGAAUUUCAAAACUGACGUAAUGUAUAUAUAUAGCCAAUAUAUAUAUAUAUAUAUAUAUUUUAAAGUCACGUUUUAAAGAGCGUAAAACAACGAAAUACUCAGAGGAAUUUGAUAGUCUCGUAUUUCUUUUAAACUUCUAGCAAGGGAAUGUGAUAAUAAAAUGCAGAAAUUUACAGAAGAUCACCGAUGAUCUUAAUUCUGAAAGUCUGAUCGGGACACGUGAACAACUAUCAUUUGAAUUCGUGCAGUGAACAAUCGAUUAAAAAAGACAAAUGAAAUAUGUUGUACAGCCUCAUGAAUACGUACUUGCUAUGAUUUAACACUGUUAUUUACGAUGUGGAAAAAAAUUGCCGAAACUCGGACCAUACAACUUCGGAAAUUUGUGAUAACAGCCACACCUUUGCAGCGACAGUAAGCAAACAGACAAGGGAUAUGGACAAGGCAAAGGUUGCAGCAUUGUCCAAGAGCAAGAAUGCCAUCGUAUCUGCCAUGACCAAUGUAAUGUUUGCAGCACAACAUGACAUUGCUAACACUAUUGUGCCUGAACUCCACCAACUUUGUAUCACACAGGGUGCAACUCAACUGAAAGACCUCAAAGUGGACAACCACACAUCAUACUCGCACCACAGUAGCACUAAGGAAUUUCAGCAGUCUAUGGCAGAGGUAGUGGUAGAUCAGUUGUUAGGUCAGGUUCAGAACUCUGGAGUGUUCAGCAUUAUGCUAGAUGAGAGUACAGAUGUCUCUGUUCAUCAGAAUCUAAUGGUUUAUAUUAGGUACUUGGCUAGUGUAGGUGGUAGGGUUCAGCCUAUUACUCGGUUUCUUGGUAUUAGACAGUUGUCAACUGCAAAUGCAGAAUCCAUUUUCACUGUACUUGUAAGUAUGCUCGAGUCUUAUGGUUUGCCUCUUGACAAGUUGGUUGGUGUUUCAACAGAUGGUGCUUCAGUUAUGGUAGGUUGUAAGAGUGGUGUUGUGACUAGGCUUAGGGAGGUGACUAGUGGUUUGUUGGCUACUCACUGUAUUGCCCACAGGUUAGCUCUUGGUACAGGAAAUGCUGCAGACAAGGUGAGGUAUUUGGUAAAAUUUCAGGAUGUCAUUAACAGUAUGUAUAAGUACUUUGCCUAUUCUCCCAAGAACAUGUCCAGGCUUGAGGGUAUCCAAGCAGUCCUUAAGGAUUCUAAAACCCGUCUGCAGCAGGUCUUUCAUACUAGGUGGCUAACUUUUGAAGGUAGUGUGCAGGCAGUUGUUGACAAUUACUCUUCCCUAGUCAGUGUAUUUCUUGAGGACAACUCUGCUAAGGCUCUUGCUAUGCAUAAACCUAUCACCACUUAUAAGUUCUUGUACACGGCACACUACCUGGCUGAUGUUCUUAGGCAUUUGGCGAUUCUGUGCAAGUCCUAUCAGAGGUCUGAUAUUGACUUCACAGAGGUGAACCCCCUCCUUCUGUCUACUGUUGAGGUUUUGGAAGGUCUCAGAUCUGGAUCAGGUGGCAAUCUUUCUCAGUUUCUUAACCAAGUCACCUGAAACCCCAGAAGUUGAUUCAGUUGGUUUGUGCACUUUUGAGUUUAAGGGUCACAAUAUCAGGGACAGUGCCCAGCAGAGGUCAGAGGCUUCUUCAGCCUGUUCCCAGUUUGUAGGUUUAGUGAUUGACAACCUUAGGUCUAGGUUUACAGAGGAGGGAGAUGCUACAGUGUUAAGGGCUCUAACUCAGUUGUUUGACCCAUCGUUUUACUCACAGUCUGAUAGUUCUGUUCUUUCUGAGGCUUCUUCUGUAGUGUCCGACUAUCUAUCUUCUUGUGGUGUAGGUUCAAAGUCUGACGUGGAAGCUGAACUAGUUAAUUUUCAGGGUUAUGCUAAGAUCCAAGUUGCCAAGAACCCCCAUGUUUACUUAGGUGUUAGGGACUUGCUUCAGCUUAGCAUAAGGUCCAAGUCUACCUACCCUGCCCUUGCUGUAGCUGCUGAGAGACUUCUUGUUGCACCUGUCAGCACCGUUGAUUGCGAAAGAGGUUUCUCAAAAAUGAACAUUAUAAAAACCGACCUGAGAAACAAGCUGUGCAUUGAAACACUGGAAAACCUUAUGCGUUUGAGCCUCUUUACUGAGCCUUUGGACUAUGGAACUGCAUUUGACAAGUGGGCAUCUACCAAGGCUCGGAGGAUCUUGAUGUAACACUCAGUGAUAGACUCUGCCUUAGUUAAUACAAACAGUGCGUGAUGAUAUUCUAGUGCUUGAUAUUAUAAACGUUUAUGAUAUUUAUUAUAAUAAAUUAUGAAAAUUGUU